Messenger RNA from Lycium ferocissimum, 2241 nucleotides. RefSeq lists its product as uncharacterized. The record is from RefSeq and is a predicted model, not a curated record. The transcript is spliced from 9 exons. NCBI's taxonomy places the organism in Eukaryota, Viridiplantae, Streptophyta, Magnoliopsida, Solanales, Solanaceae. Gene Ontology annotation, biological process: glucan catabolic process. Gene Ontology annotation, molecular function: beta-glucosidase activity. Bases 55 to 1944 code for a protein of 629 amino acids.
CUAUUUUUAUGAGUUUUACCAGAUUGUCCAAAGCAGAAGACACAAAAUUAAACAAUGGGGAGAUGUUCAAUACCCAUGAAAGUUUUUGUGUUAUUCUGCUUAUUAUGGGCAGUGAUUGCAGAGGCAGAGUACCUAAAAUAUAAGGACCCAAAACAGCCAAUGGGUGCAAGAAUUAGGGACUUGAUGAAAAGAAUGACUCUUGAGGAAAAAAUUGGUCAGAUGACUCAAAUUGAGAGGAAAGUUGCUUCAGCUGAUGUUAUGAAGCAAUAUUUCAUUGGGAGUGUAUUGAGUGGUGGAGGGAGUGUUCCAGCACCUAAGGCCUCUGCUGAGGAUUGGAUCAAUAUGGUAAAUGAGAUUCAAAAGGCUGCUCUUUCGACCCGCCUUGGGAUUCCAAUGAUUUAUGGAAUUGAUGCAGUUCACGGUCACAACAAUGUCUAUAAUGCUACUAUCUUUCCUCACAAUAUUGGGCUUGGUGUCACCAGGGACGCUGAUCUUGUGAAGCGUAUUGGGGCUGCAACUGCACUUGAAGUUAGAGCCACAGGAAUCCCAUAUGCUUUUGCUCCCUGUAUUGCAGUAUGUAGAGAUCCUAGGUGGGGCCGUUGCUAUGAAAGCUACAGUGAAGAUCAUAAGAUUGUGCGAACCAUGACUGAGAUAAUUCCUGGUUUACAAGGAGAUCUGCCAGCUAAUGCUCGCAAGGGAACACCCUUUGUUGCUGGAAAGUCAAAGGUAGCAGCCUGUGCCAAGCAUUUCGUGGGAGAUGGUGGCACGGUGAGGGGGAUCGAUGAAAAUAACACUGUAAUUAACUCAAAUGGAUUGUAUGGUAUCCACAUGCCUGCAUAUUAUGAUUCAAUCAUAAAGGGUGUUUCAACAGUGAUGGUGUCUUACUCAAGCUGGAAUGGCGAAAAGAUGCAUGCUAACCGAGAUCUUGUCACUGGCUUCCUAAAGAACAAGCUCAAUUUCAGGGGGUUUGUCAUAUCAGAUUGGCAAGGCAUUGACCGGAUAACUAGCCCACCUCAUGCUAAUUACACUUAUUCAGUUCAAGCUGGAGUUUCGGCAGGAAUUGACAUGAUUAUGGUUCCAGAGAACUACACAGAGUUUAUUGAUGCUCUGACUCUGCUAGUGAAAAAUAAUAUCAUUCCCAUCAGCAGAAUUGAUGAUGCCGUGAAGCGGAUAUUAAGGGUUAAAUUUACCAUGGGUCUCUUUGAGAACCCACUGGCUGACCUUAGCUUGGUAAACCAACUCGGUAGCCAGGAGCAUAGAGAAUUGGCAAGGGAAGCAGUAAGGAAAUCGCUUGUCCUUUUGAAGAACGGAAAGAGCACUAGUCAGCCAUUAGUUCCCCUUCCUAAGAAAGCGCCAAAGAUACUUGUAGCUGGCACUCAUGCAGACAAUUUGGGUUACCAAUGUGGAGGCUGGACAAUAGAAUGGCAAGGUGUCGCAGGCAAUGAUUUAACAGUCGGAACCACGAUUUUAAGUGCUAUCAAGAAGACAGUGGAUCCUUCUACACAAAUAGUGUACCAGCAGAAUCCUGAUGCAAACUUUGUGAAGUCCAACGAAUUCGACUAUGCCAUUGUAGUUGUAGGUGAAGUCCCAUAUGCAGAGAUGUUUGGUGAUAGCACAAAUCUUACAAUAACAGAACCUGGUCCUAGCACUAUCAACAAUGUCUGUGGGGCAGUGAAAUGUGUUUUAGUUGUCAUCUCUGGUCGUCCAGUCGUGCUGCAACCUUAUGUCGAUAAAAUAGAUGCACUUGUCGCUGCUUGGCUUCCGGGGACAGAAGGCCAAGGUGUUGCAGAUGCUUUGUUUGGUGACUAUGGUUUCACUGGUAAACUUGCUAGGACUUGGUUCAAGUCAGUUGACCAGCUUCCUAUGAACGUUGGCGAUCGCAACUACAAUCCCCUAUUUCCCUUUGGAUUUGGUCUCACAACUCAGCCAAUGAAAAUGAAUUAAAAGACAUGAUUAAAACUAUGUGUGGUGUGUGUGACAUUCAGCUUUUGAAUAGAGUUUCAUCUUGUUAAGAGCUGUCUUAGAAUACUAGUCAACAGAAGAGAAGGUACAGAAGGAACUAUUAAAUCUUUUUAGAAGUUAUUGGGCAAGCACUGCUUUAGAGAACACAAGGGGUGGAAACUUACAACAAAAACUAGUAAUCUUCUUGUUUUAUUAUUCAUUAUUGAAACUGAAGAAAGAGCAGAAGGCAGAAAAUUGUGUUGAGGGCUUCCAUAAGAAUAUAUACUUUGAUGGUUUAUU